UUCGAUUUUCGAGAUAAUUUUCCGUAAAAAUUUUAAAUGGACUACCCAUCAACAUCAGAUGAUCAUAACUAUACCAUUAAUAUUCCAAAAAAAAGCCGUGUUGACUCAUGUUUUGUGCCAAUGUGUCCAUCAACUUCAACAAAGUUUCCAAGUAAAUUGUUUUUGACUGGACCUUCUGACCCAAAACUGAGAAAAAAGUGGUUUAAAGCUGCGAGGAGAGAUGGAAAUUACUCGCCAAAGACCAUUAUUCGAUGCUGUGAAGAUCACUUUGACUUGGAAAACGACGUCGAAAACUGGAUAAAGUUUAAAAUGUGUGGAGGAAAACUUUUUCUGAAAAAAGAUGUGGUACCUCAUAUUUUUGAAUGCCAAAAUAGAAUGAUGCCACUGAAACCUAGAUCACUAAUAAUGAAAAGGAGAAAACGUGAAAUUCUUGAGAGCAUUGAAAAUUCACCAGAUCCAUCUUCAGAGUGUCCAUUAACCACAGAAACACAUGGUUCUCAAAAUAUUGAAAUAUUCAAUGAUAAAGCAACUGAUGAGACUUCGGAUCAACUGUUACUGUGUCGUGGAUGUUUCGCCACUGACGUCAAAAUGUUUGAUCUGGAAUCGAUGGAUUUGAAGGAAAAUUUUGAAGAAUUCGUCGGAAAAACGAAAGUGGAGGAAUUGCCACAAUAUUUGUGCUCGUAUUGCGCGGUAUCGCUCGUCAGGUUCACACAGUUCAGGGAGAGGUGUCGACGCGCGGAAAUGUUGCUGCAAAACUUGAGCGACAACAACAUGCUAAAUCCCACACUCAUCAAAUCCAUAGACAGGUCCUAUUACAAACUAAACUUGAACUUGUCUAUAUCCAAACUCGUGCAUAUAGAAACCGAUGAGAUAGAAAUUAAAUUAGAAGAUAAUGAUGAAGAAGAAGAUGUAAAAUCAGACCGUGAAGAAAGUGGAAUGUAUGAAAAUAUUGUUACCAAUGACAAGACGUUACAAACGGAUGAAGAAAUUAGUAAAUGUAAUCCAUCCGUUAAAUAUUUGCAAAAGGAUGAUGUAGCAGGCAUGGAUAUUGAUCAAUCCAUUCUGUAUUUGCAAGAAAAUGAAGAAGGAAUUAGUAAUAUAGGACAACAAGAUGUUAAAGAGGAAAUCGAUAAUAUUGGACAAUAUCUGAAUUGCAUCGAAGAAAAUGAUCCAGGAAUAAGUCAUACCGAACAAUCUGAAGAUGACAUGGACACAAAAGUUAAAGAAAAGUUUUUAAAUGGGGUAAAUAAAAUAAAUAGUACUACAAAAAAGAAGGAUAUAGUGAAUAAGUAUGCGAAGGAAUUCUCUAUGGAAGUAAAAGUUUUGACCCAAGAGGAGCAAUUGCAAUUCGUGCAGGCGAGGAAAUCGUCAAGCAACUAUUUAAAUUCGAAAUUUAGGUGCAACCUUUGUUUCAAAGGCUUCAUGUCCUCUGCAAAGUUUAGGAGUCACUUCAACUGCUUCCAUCACCCGUCUGUCGGUGAACUCGAGUGUUCGAUGUGUCUAGCUAGAUUCUACAACAAAAGGAAGCUUCGCAAUCACAUGGUCAACCACAAAUACUUAUUCAAAUGCAAGAUAUGCCAUUUCAAAACCACAAGGUGCUUUAGUGCCAAAAGUCAUCAUUAUCAACAUUCAGGACUGAAUCACACGUGCGAAUAUUGCGGCAAAUCAUUCAAAUGUAGCACAACUUACUUAUCACAUUUGAGGCUAAUCCACCGGACCGGUCUCAACGUUUGGUGUAGAUUGUGCGGGGAUUCAUUUUUGAGCGAUUUAGGUCUCAAAACUCAUCGAAGAUUAAUGCAUACGAAUAUUGAAUAUCAGUGUCUAUGUUGCGGAUUAAGUUUUCUCAACGAAAGUUCGUUGUUAGUACACAAUAAUGGACAGUGCGUGGAGAAUUGUUGUGCUCAGUGCGGUGAAAGUUACCCCGAUGAGGAGUCUUUAAAACUUCAUUUUACUGAUAAACAUGGUAAAGCCAAAUGUGCCUUGUGUAAUGUGGAGUUUAAGUCCCGUAUUGCCUUAGAGAGUCAUUUGGAAAAUUCCAGUGCGAAGUGUAGGAACGUUAAAUCUUGUGUUUAGUGCGGGGAAUGUUACUUGACGUCGUUUUUGUUAAAUGAACACAUCGCUUUUCAACACAACAAAUACAAAGUUUCCUGUUCAGUGGCACAUUCCAGGGUUCAUACAGGAGAGAAACCUUAUAGCUGCGAGUAUUGUUCUAAAAGGUUUGCUAGAAAAUCCGCCAUCAACAGGCAUACAUUGAUUCACACGGGUGAACGAAGACACAUCUGCCAGAUCUGCAACAAGGACUUUGUGACCUCAACAGACGUAAAGACGCAUAUAAAAUCUGUGCACAUGAAGAUUAUCACGCCGAGGGUUAAGCGAAACAGAUCAAACAAACGUGUGGAAUUGUGAAGGAUAAUUAUUAAUUUAUAUAAUAUUGAAGUAAUACUUGUUAAUAAAUCAGUGAUUAUGAAGA
Molecule: messenger RNA, 2470 nt
Organism: Chilo suppressalis (striped riceborer)
Lineage: Eukaryota; Metazoa; Arthropoda; Insecta; Lepidoptera; Crambidae
Source: the annotation of a GenBank genome assembly